This is a messenger RNA of Lotus japonicus, 2056 nucleotides long. RefSeq lists its product as uncharacterized. Gene Ontology annotation, cellular component: endoplasmic reticulum; membrane. The record is from RefSeq and is a predicted model, not a curated record. Gene Ontology annotation, biological process: GPI anchor biosynthetic process; protein localization to plasma membrane. Gene Ontology annotation, molecular function: glucosaminyl-phosphatidylinositol O-acyltransferase activity. The transcript is spliced from 16 exons. Bases 485 to 1966 code for a protein of 493 amino acids. NCBI's taxonomy places the organism in Eukaryota, Viridiplantae, Streptophyta, Magnoliopsida, Fabales, Fabaceae.
CCUUCACUUUCUUCUUUCUUUUUCUUCUUUCUUCUUCUCUCCUCUCACUCUCAGAAACCCGUCCAAGUUCCACCACCUGCUUUCUCCUUGUUUCUCCUCACAAGCUCAUCUUGCUCAUGACGGGCUUCGGUGUCGCAAAGGAAACACCAUCGCCACCAUCAGGAGUAGCGAUCAACUCCCCCCACUCCAUCACUGCCUAAUCACGACAUGCAAGUUUUCUUUUCCAUCAUCCAUAGCUUUGGCGGGUGAGAUUUGAGACUCAACCUCACCAUCAUGCAAUAUUGGUAUGCUGUGCACUCUCUUCUCGUUUCUAGCUUGAACUAACACAGAUCUGAGUCCAACCCGUCCCAAUCCGCCCGCUAACCCGUUCCACCCGGACCCUACAUACCCGAAGCCAAACACGGUCGGAGUCGGCCUUGAAUAUGUUUGAUUGAAAUCCGCCCAAACCCGACAUCUUUCACCCGAGCCCGCCCGAAACCGACCCAUGCUCAGCCCACUUCUGCGCUUCUAUGCUCAAUUUCGUCGACAGCUCCAGAUUUUAGCCGAAGUUGACCGUUGCAUCACUCCCAUGGAUCCUCCUCUGCAUAAACCCUCCUUCAACCCGAACAAGCAUCUCAAAGAACAAUUCGUGAGCAAUUUAAGUGGAUCCUCUAUGCUCGAAAUCGCGGCGCUUACGAUCUCUAUCCCCAUUCUGGUCAUUAUUCGUCAUUCCAUCACCUCCAUUUCCACCAAUGGUGCCUCGCUUAGGAAGAAAAACGAUGAUGCACUGUCUGAGAAUAGGACUUUCAAAGCAUAUCUAGCUACAUUGUCUCUCGAUUUUCUUAUCAUUGUUGUUCCCAUGCUCUUAUUUUUCACUGUACUUGCUGACUGGACUUAUAUUAUCGCCAGUUUGUUUGCAAUCUUGACAUUACUUUAUAUUGCAGCAAAGGGGUCUGGCGGUUCAUCUCUUGUUUUAAGAGAGCCCAAUUCUCUUCGGGCUUAUGUUACUUCAUACAGGGUUAUUGUGAUGAUUAUAACAGUCUUGUGCAUCUUGGCUGUUGACUUUAGAAUAUUUCCAAGAAGAUAUGCAAAGACUGAAACUUAUGGAACUAGUUUGAUGGAUCUUGGAGUUGGAGCAUUUGUUUUAGCAAAUUCACUAGUUUCUCGGCAAGCACGAAAUAUUACAUCUGUAAACUGGAAGACUGCAAUAGUUUCAAUUAGUCCACUGCUAAUCUUAGGAUUUUUUCGGCUUAUUACAACAACUGGUGUGGAUUAUCAGGUACAUGUGAGUGAAUAUGGUUUGCAUUGGAAUUUCUUCUUCACACUUGCUGCUGUGUCAAUCCUUACUUCCUUUAUUAGUACUCCCCCUCAAUAUUCUGGAGUCUUUGGUUCACUUGUCCUAGUAGGUUACCAGUUCUGGUUGAUGCAUGGUUUAAAUCAUUACUUGCUUUCCAAUGAGAGAGGAACGGAUAUCAUAAGUCAAAACAAGGAGGGGAUUUUUAGCAUAUUUGGAUACUGGGGCAUGUACCUUGUGGGUGUAAACUUAGGAAACUAUCUUAUCUUUGGAACCCAAUCCUCUGCAUAUAGAAGUAGCAGAUGGGUUCGAACGAGGGUUUGGGUCCUAGCAAUCCUAUUCUGGUUAUUGACUGUACUUCUAGACCGCUAUGUGGAAAGAAUUUCACGGAGAACGUGCAACCUGCCGUAUGUGACUAUGGUAGUGGCUGACAACCUACAGCUGUUGUCAAUUCUAAUGCUGGCUGAUCUCAUUCCUGGAUGUAAAACUUCUUUACUUGAAGAAGCAUUUAAUCGGAACUUGCUGGCUACAUUUCUUCUGGCUAAUGCACUUACUGGGUUGAUAAACUUGUCAGUUGAUACACUCUCUGCGUCAUCAACCACAGCCCUUCUUAUCUUGCUUGCCUAUGCUUAUGUUUUAUCAGCAGUGAUUGGAAUUGCUCAUUAUUUUGGUAUGAAAUUAAAAUUUUGGUGAAGCAGCCUUUUGUCAUGCUGUAGUCUAUUGUAUUCAUAGUUUAUUAUAAAAUGAUUUCUUUUCAUUAAUCAUGAAUUUUGUUUUGGUCAA